UGCGGCAGGACAGAGCGAGAACCUGCGCCGAAGAAAAUUUUCUUCCUUCAUGGCAUGUGCUGUAGGGGUUUUCUCCUCCUCCUCCUCCGGGCGCAGGCAGCAGACCCAGCAGCAGCAGCCCGGCAGCCCCGGCGCCCCAAUCCCGGACGGCGGUCAGAGCAGCGGCGGCAGCGGCAGCGGCGUUCUCCUCGGCGCCUUCCCCCGGGCGCUGGGCUCUGGGCCCUCGGCCCCAUCGUCACCACCGCCCCGGACCCUCCCGCAUCCUCCGCCCCAGCAGCAGCCCCAGAAGCAGCAGCAGCAGGAGGACCAGCAGCCCCUGGGGCCAAAGGAGCAAGCCCUCUGGCGCUCUCACCCUUCGGGGCCUCUGUGGGGCUGA
Molecule: messenger RNA, 376 nt
Organism: Sceloporus undulatus (fence lizard)
Lineage: Eukaryota; Metazoa; Chordata; Lepidosauria; Squamata; Phrynosomatidae
Product: basic salivary proline-rich protein 1-like
Exons: 2
Coding region: 50-376 (108 amino acids)
Source: RefSeq, a predicted model, not a curated record